AUGGCCCUUCUUUUCGCUGGUCUCUCCCUCCUCGGCACUGCCGUUGCCAAGUCAGUCAGCAUCGUCCCUUUGGAAGGCGGCUGCGCGGCAUUACCGGGUUACGAUGCCUCGAGGGGCAUUGCCGGUCCCUGGACCAUCGAAGUGAAUGGAUGCGUGAAUAGCACGGCGUCCAACGAACCCUGCAGUAUUGAGGGAUACGGCAGCAGUGCUGUGUAUCGGAUUCUUGCGGGUGAUAACGGAGUUCAUCAGGGCUAUAUCACCAUCGCCCACCGCAACGACAUCGCCAAAAACCCCCUCCGAUGCAACGACGCCUCGAACUCCAUCGAAGCCUGGGUUCCCUACGGCGUGAGCGGAUACGACUGGCGCAGCGUUCGAGUAGCUAAUAUCCCAUACUCGGCGCCGUUGAUGUACGGUCUGGAGGACAAGUAUAGCAACCCUGUGCUUGCGUAUCGGCUCACAGUGGAUGGAAAACCCCAGGACGGGAUCUUCCUGGGUGCACAUAACGUCACUGAAUGGGGCAUUAAGUAUGAGCAGGCCGAGGUGGGGAGUUUCGGUAAUCCGUACUGGUUUUUCCGUCUCUUGGGACCGAAUAGUCAGGAUCCGCAGACUGGAAAGGAGUUGGAGGAGGGGGAGUCGAGGACUUUCAUUAAGAUCAAUGGGAGCUGA
Aspergillus tanneri is the source of this 666-nucleotide messenger RNA. RefSeq lists its product as uncharacterized. The transcript is spliced from 2 exons. NCBI's taxonomy places the organism in Eukaryota, Fungi, Ascomycota, Eurotiomycetes, Eurotiales, Aspergillaceae. The record is from RefSeq and is a predicted model, not a curated record. The coding region runs from base 1 to 666 and encodes 221 amino acids.